Messenger RNA from Frankliniella occidentalis (western flower thrips), 2584 nucleotides. RefSeq names its product probable tyrosyl-DNA phosphodiesterase (gene gkt). Gene Ontology annotation, biological process: single strand break repair; double-strand break repair. The record is from RefSeq and is a predicted model, not a curated record. Gene Ontology annotation, molecular function: single-stranded DNA binding; double-stranded DNA binding; 3'-tyrosyl-DNA phosphodiesterase activity. Bases 259 to 2118 code for a protein of 619 amino acids. Gene Ontology annotation, cellular component: nucleus. The transcript has 12 exons. NCBI's taxonomy places the organism in Eukaryota, Metazoa, Arthropoda, Insecta, Thysanoptera, Thripidae.
GAAUUACUGCACGGCAUAUUAUUCGAAAGAAAAUGUAAAUGGCCGUAAUUCAAGAUUUCAAAUAGUCACUUCUGCCGUGGAUUUUAAAUUUACGCGCCGAAAUAGUUUCCCAUCUUUUUUGUCUAUUUUGAAUGAGCGAGCGACCGGCUGAUUCAAAACAUCGCAGAUUGCACCACGGCCGUCUACGUCAAAACGAAAUCUUACAAAACUUCGGGAAGACCUCGAUUUUUAGAGAAAAUUUUAGACUGUUACAGCCAAAUGACGUCUAAUCGGCCAGGAAAGCGUCCAUCUGAUGCCGGAGAAAAUCUGUCAUCAGUUAAAAAGAGCCAUCAAGAAUGUCAAUUUGGCCUGAAAUGUUACAGAAAAAACCCAAAUCACUUUGUCGAGUUUGAUCAUUCACACUUAAAUGAAAUAGUUCUUAGAUGGCACGAUGAAAAGACUCUCCCACCAGACCUCGAUGUAGAAUUAAAGAGAACUGCUCCUAGCAUUGUGCUAGAGCAAUUGAAAAUUGUUAGAAAACUUAGAUGUACUGCAGCCUCUAAAGAUGACAGCUUAAAACCUAGUUUAGUUUCGCAAAAUGCUACUAAUGAUUGCAAACCACAACAGAGCCGUACAUCUGCUAAUGAUGUUUCCACUGGGCACUCGAGUAAAAUGAGUGAGGACUCUUCCAAAGGAAAGGAAGGAUCUGGAAACAACAGUUCUGCCAUGGCGAAAAUGAUGCAAGAGGCAACAAAGCAUCAUGGAGAUGUUCAGGCUAAGCUUGAUGCCUCUGCCCCUUACUUCUUCUUUCUUACUGCUAUAGCAGAUUCAAGUGCAACUCAUAAAGAACCAUUAACAAUAACUUUUACAGAGCUGUUGGACCCAGGUUUUGGAGAAUUGCAGUCUUCUUUACAAAUUAAUUUCAUGGUUGAGCUUGGAUGGCUUCUAGCUCAGUAUUUUUACACUGGGAACAGGUUUAAACCAUUGACACUGCUGUAUGGAGUGGAGGAUGAUGAUUUAAAGGAGGGAAAGAAAUUGCCAAGUAACGUGACAGCUGUAAAAGUCAAGCCUCCCACUGCAUUUGGGCAUCACCACACGAAAAUGUCUGUGCUAGCCUACAAAGACAAUAGCAUCAGAGUCAUAGUCUCCACUGCAAAUCUUGUUGCAUCUGAUUGGGAGAACCGAACUCAAGGGUUAUGGGUUAGUCCAAAGUUGCCUCCUCUACCUCCUGGUGCUGAUACAUUGGCAGGAGAGUCACCCACUCAAUUUAAGGCCGACCUUUUGCGUUAUCUCAGUGCCUAUCGUUUGCCUCAGCUUCAAGAAUGGAUUGGCCGGAUUCAUCGCACAGAUUUUACAUCUGUUCGAGUCUUUUUAGUUGCGUCAGUACCUGGAACACAUUUUGGGCCAGACUUUCAUUUGUGGGGCCAUAGUCGCCUCAGCUCAUUACUAAAAAGCUAUGUAACUGAUCCAAAACAACCUCAAGUACCGUGGAGCAAGUGGCCAAUAGUAGGUCAAUUCUCUUCUAUUGGUUCACUGGGACCAGAUCCUAACUCAUGGGUUUGUGGUGAAUUGAGAGCUAGUAUGAGUGCCCCCUCAAAACCUUUAGAAGGACCCUCAAUAAAAUUGAUAUACCCAACUUUGGACAAUGUUAAGGAAAGCCAUGAUGGUUUACUUGGAGGAGCAUGUUUGCCCUACCAAAAAAAAGUUCAUGAGAAGCAGCUUUGGUUAACAAAUUAUUUACAUCAGUGGCAGAGUAAUUGCCGGUUUAGGACUCGUGCCAUGCCACAUAUCAAGUCUUAUGCAAGAGUAUCCCCAUGCAAUUCUUACCUUUCUUGGUUUUUACUGACAUCUGCAAAUUUGUCGAAAGCAGCGUGGGGAACUGAAACGAAAACUACUUUGCCUGGCCGGGGCUUACGUAUUUUGUCUUAUGAAGCAGGCGUGCUUUUUCUUCCAAAGCUCCUUGUUGAGGACAAUGUAUUCAAUUUAGAAAACACCAAUAUUUUAAAGGAAGCAAAGAGCAAGUGUGGCACUGGAAAAAGUGAAACCUAUGCACCUUUUCCACUGCAUUAUGACCUUCCAUUACGAUCGUACAAAUCAGGAGAUUCUCCAUUUUUCUAUGAUAUUUUUAAAGAAUCUUGAAGCCUGUAAAUUUACGUCACAAUAGUGUGAAGAAUAUAAUUGCUGUUAAUGAACUAUGAUCUAAUCUUCUGAUUUUUAACUGAUGAAUUAUCUAUCUAAUUUGCUUUGCAGCUGUGCAAUUGCAAUUUCUUGUCUACUAUAGCAUUCUGUGAUAUUAUAUCUUGCCUGAGGCUAUCUAUAGGAUACAACUUUUUACACUUCUAUUGAUUUCCACAUUCCUAUUCAAUAAACAUGUCAAAUCUCAUGGAAGAAAAAUAUUUUUAAUUGUUUCCUUUCUUUACAACUAAUGGAGGCAUCCAAUUUAAACCCAAAUUCAGAGAUGUUACAAUCGCGUUAAUGGGAUUUCAUUGUCAUCAAGGUCCCAUGUCAACAUGUGUUGACCACAUUCAUUCAUCAACACAGCAACUUGACAAGGGAACUUCCCUCCCUACCUUGUCUGAAUUUAGUAAAAUAUAAAAUAUAAAAA